Molecule: messenger RNA, 1277 nt
Organism: Mesitornis unicolor (brown roatelo)
Lineage: Eukaryota; Metazoa; Chordata; Aves; Mesitornithiformes; Mesitornithidae
Gene: NIF3L1
Product: NIF3 NGG1 interacting factor 3-like 1 (S. cerevisiae)
Exons: 6
Coding region: 1-1137 (378 amino acids)
Cellular component (GO): mitochondrion; cytoplasm
Source: RefSeq, a predicted model, not a curated record
AUGCUGCUGCGUGGCACACAGCUGCUUCGCCGGCCUCUCUGCUGCAUCCGUGCUUGGGGCCGCCUGCCCUCACGUUCCCUGAUGAACCUCCGGGAGCUGGUUUCUGCCCUGAAUGACUUUGCAUCCCUGUCUCUGGCUGAAAGCUGGGACAAUGUGGGGCUGCUGGUGGAGCCAAGCCCUCCCCACACUGUGGACACCCUUUUCCUCACAAACGACCUCACUGAGGAGGUGAUGGAAGAGGCAGUGCAGAAGAAGGCAGACCUUAUCCUUUCUUACCACCCUCCCAUAUUCACACCACUCAAGCGAGUAACGUGGAAGACCUGGAAGGAACGGCUGGUGGUCCGAGCGCUGGAGCACAGAAUCGGGAUUUACUCUCCGCAUACGGCUUACGAUGCCGUACCUCAUGGAGUCAAUAACUGGCUAACAAAGGGACUCGGUGCCUGUACUUCUGUCCCACUGCAUCCAUCAACUGCACCAAGCUACCCAGCUGAGAGCACUCACAGGGUCGAAUUCUGCACAGACAACACUGAGCAUCUGGACACAGUGCUGUCCAAAAUCAAAGACAUCCAAGAGAUCUCCUGUCUCACUACUCUCCCUGCCAGGGUUGAAGGUGAGGAGCAAACACGGGUCAGUUUGAACUGCUCUCAGAAAGCACUGUUGGAGGUGAUGGCAUUAUUGUCCCAGAACAGCCGCCUAUAUAACAAGACUGAGAUACUCUUAUUACAAAAGCCUCUUCUUCCCCAUACUGGAAUGGGACGUCUGUGCACACUGAGCGAGCCAGUCUCCUUGUCAGACAUAAUUGAGCGUAUCAAAAGCCACCUAAAAUUACCCCACAUCCGCUUAGCCAUGGGAUUGGGCAAGACACUAGAAUCACCAGUGAAAAAAGCUGCUCUUUGUGCUGGUUCUGGGAGCAGUGUCCUGAAGGGAACGGAAGCUGACCUCUAUCUCACAGGAGAGAUGUCCCACCACGCCGUUCUGGAUGCUGUUGCCAAUGGGAUAAGUGUUAUUCUGUGUGAGCACAGCAACACCGAGCGAGGCUUCUUGUCAGAGCUGCGUGACACGUUAACUAUCCACCUACAGAACAAAAUCAGCAUAAUUGUGUCUGAGAAAGAUAGAGAUCCCCUCCAGGUGGCAUAGGGAUAAAAGGAAAAAGAGUCAAGAGUUUUGUGGUCUCUUGCACAGACCUAUCCAACUGCAGGCUUCAUGAAGAUGCUCUGAACUGGUUCAGUACCAAAUAAUUGUAUAUGUUCCCUCAAAGUCUGGGAUAGACUUUGACA